Molecule: messenger RNA, 1467 nt
Organism: Physeter macrocephalus (sperm whale)
Lineage: Eukaryota; Metazoa; Chordata; Mammalia; Artiodactyla; Physeteridae
Gene: DNAJC14
Product: DnaJ heat shock protein family (Hsp40) member C14
Exons: 6
Coding region: 1-711 (236 amino acids)
Molecular function (GO): dopamine receptor binding
Source: RefSeq, a predicted model, not a curated record
AUGAGGAUGGUUCAUCCUGACAAAAAUAAUCAUCCCCGGGCUGAGGAGGCCUUCAAGGUUUUGCGGGCAGCUUGGGACAUUGUCAGCAACCCUGAAAGACGGAAGGAAUAUGAGAUGAAGCGAAUGGCAGAGAAUGAGCUGACCCGGUCAGUGAAUGAGUUUCUGUCCAAGCUGCAGGACGACCUCAAAGAAGCAAUGAAUACUAUGAUGUGCAGCCGAUGCCAGGGAAAGCAUAGGAGGUUUGAGAUGGAUCGGGAACCUAAGAGUGCCAGAUACUGUGCUGAGUGUAACAGGCUGCAUCCUGCUGAGGAAGGAGACUUUUGGGCAGAGUCAAGCAUGUUGGGCCUCAAGAUCACCUACUUUGCCCUGAUGGAUGGAAAGGUGUAUGACAUCACAGAGUGGGCUGGAUGCCAGCGUGUGGGAAUCUCCCCAGAUACCCACAGAGUCCCCUAUCACAUCUCAUUUGGUUCACGGAUGCCAGGCACCAGUGGGCGGCAGAGAGCUACCCCAGAUGCCCCUCCUGCUGACCUUCAGGAUUUCUUGAGCCGGAUCUUUCAAGUACCCCCAGGCCAGAUGUCAAACGGGAACUUCUUUGCAGCUCCUCAGCCGGGCCCUGGGGCCACUGCAGCCUCCAAGCCCAGCAGCACAGUACCCAAGGGAGAAGCCAAACCGAAGCGGCGGAAGAAAGUGAGGAGGCCGUUCCAACGUUGACACCCCCUCUCUUUCCUCAAAUCAAUGUCAGGGAGUCAAAAGGGCUGUGUACAGCACAGGAUGGAGUUUGAUUUGUUUAUUUUUAAAUAUUUAAAAAAGGGAAAAUUUUAAGCUCAAAUUGUUCACUCAGUACUUAUAGGAAGCCCUGGAACCACUCUCCCUCCUCCACCAGCACCCAGGAACUGAAUCUUGUCUUCUGACAAUACCAAAGAAAUAGGGGGUGGCUAGAACAAAGAACCUAGGGCCUGGACCUGGGCUGGACGAUAUCUCCCAUAGUAGUGUGGGAACUGGGUAUUUCCCUGGGGUCUGUAUGCCUUUGUCUUGUCUUUUGCUUCUACAGCAGAUGACACUUCCCCCCUCUUUUUAAACGUGUCUGUAUUAUUUCUUGACCCAUUUCAGAAGGGAGCCCCCUCCAUUGCCCCAAUAUACUAGUAAAAAGACAGAACGAGAAAGCAUGUAACCCUAAUUAUAGGAGAUACAUAGAGUUCAGAGAGUGGGAACUCUCACCUUGUGAGUAAUCACCCAACUUGUUGCAGCUUGCAACUUGCAGCUUGUUGCUGCAGGGAUGGCCAAAAGUAAUAAUUUUUAAAAAACAGAUUCACGCUGUCUGCCCUUGGGUGAGGGGGAAGGAUAGAGGGGCUCCCGGCAGCCCCCUUAUGAUCCAAGGGUUUGUAUUUUUUUAAGUUUGUUCAUAUUUGUAUGUAUAUAUCUAUUUAAAGCCAGGGGAUUAUCUUUCUAUAAAUACAUAACUGGCAA